Messenger RNA from Mycotypha africana, 2464 nucleotides. RefSeq lists its product as uncharacterized. Lineage: Eukaryota; Fungi; Mucoromycota; Mucoromycetes; Mucorales; Mycotyphaceae. The transcript has a single exon. The coding region runs from base 173 to 2410 and encodes 745 amino acids. The record is from RefSeq and is a predicted model, not a curated record.
CUGUAUAGUCCUCAUCCCCUUCCGACUCUUUAGAUACUCGUCCUACAGUUCCAUAGAGAUAACAAAAGAGUUUCAAACCCUCCUAUAUACCAAACCUCUUUUCUCUCUCUUUCUCUCUUACACUCGAUCCACGCCUUCUGAAAGACACAUCAACAACCAUCACAACCCGACAAUGUACUUUUCACCGGAAUUGCUCAAAGAUGUGGGGGGUUAUCUAAGUAAAGCCGACCAAGCAGCGUGUGCUCUUGUAUGUUAUGAGUGGUACUCCAUUUUCUUAGAUCUGUUGUACACCACCGUCGAAAUCCACUCUCGCCAUCAAUUUCGCUUAUUUUAUCAAACCAUUAAGGCUUCUUCAGAAAUGGACGAUUCAUUAGGUACGCUUGUUAAAGAGUUACGGUUUUCAUACAAUAAAACUACGAAACAUCGAGUAGGAUUCAGUCGUCAUGAAUUAGAGAGCUUUGCGACUUAUUUUCACAACUUGCGCAUAUUGGAUUUUGAUCCACAACUAUGGAAGUAUAUGCGCUACCCUGUUGGCUUGUCACGGCUUUCAUCUCUUCAGCAAUUACCAGAACUCAAUAGAAAAGCCAUCUUUCAGCCUUUAUUUUAUUGUAGUACUCAACAACAGGACGUGGAACAAGACCAAAGCAACAGUACAAUGUUGACCACCAAAUCCAUGAGCGCAGACAGGGCAUUCCUAUCUCAAUUGACUUAUUUAUCGUUGAGCGGUCAAGUCACCGAAUUUUUGAUCAAAGAGAAUCUGACAACAUCCUUUUGGCAUCGCGUGCCUCGUGUAGAGAAACUCGUCAUCACAGGUAAUAACAGUGCGUGUGAGCUCAAUGUAAAAACAAUCAUGUCGAUCGGAGCACAACUCAAUUCGUUGAAGGAUUUCACCUUGGUCAACGUGACUCUUCCUUUAGAAGACGACGAUAUCAACUCCAUUACCAUGCUGCCGUUAUUCACAUCGACUUUGUCCCUCACCUUGUCGGACGUGCAUGUCAAAGAUUGGCGAAUGAUCACGUUACUCAGUUUAGCAUUCUACCGCAUCGAAGUACUCGAUUUACAUUUGACAUUGGAUUGGUUUUAUCAAGACGACGUGACAGUGGAAGUGUAUGAAACGUGUAUGGAUGCCUUCAUGGGAUUUGCUCAACUAUGCACUCAUUUGAAAACAGUACGUUUUCGAAGGAUGAAUACAUCUGUAUUUCCCUUUGCUUAUGAUGCGUUCUUUCAUGAAAUUUCAGAGUUACGCAAGUGCGAUCAUGUGCAUUACCAGCAACAUCCAUGUCAAAAGUGUGUUGCUAUUGAAAUGAUUGAUGCAGCGUGGUGGGCUACGAUCGACCCUGCUUCUUCAUUUAAAACAGCUACGACAGUGACUGGACUUUUAUCCAAAACACACAUCCAAUUCUCAUGGACAGGCAAAAAAACCGAUACACAUUUGUUUAAAAGUUUGAGAUUCUGUCAGAAUCUUACUGAAUUGAAUUUGGAGUGUGAUAUACCCUUACGGCAUGGAUUGCGACUAGACCUUUUAUUAGAUAACUGUAAAGUUUUACAAAACGUGAGCUUGUCCAAUGCGUUGGUAACGAUAAGUGACCGUCAUAGUAGCAUAGACAUAGCAGGCAACCCUCCUCCACAGGGCAGCAGCAAUCCACUCAAGAGUUUAAAGAUGAAGCAUGUCUAUUUAGGCGACCGAUUAAUCGAUUACUUGGCGCACGAUUGCUCAAAACUAAACGAGUUGUGGAUCACGAACUGUGUGCAAGAAAAAGCACGUAAAACAUCGUUUAUAGUGAUACGUAUGCCGGAGCAUCGAUUUAAACAUAUUAAAUUAAGUCAGUUACAUCUUAACCCGGGUGGACCCAAGGCAAAAUGUGAAGCCAACAUGACGCUUUUGUCGCUCUUUGAGUCGAUGAGGUAUGAGAAGCAGAGUAAAAGAUUACAGACUGCACGAAAAAAGGAGAUAGAAAGGGAGAAGAGCGUGAAAGACAAAGAACAGCUGGAUGCCUCUACAAGCGACCCUUCACCACACCAUAGAAAAAGUAUAUCGGCACCUGAAAUGUGGCGAUUUUACCAUGUAUAUAAGCCGAACAUUCACAAAAACAACACCACCACCACCACCACCACUACCAAGCAUACUACAGAUACCAUGACAGAUAAAAAUAAUACUCAUUCUGAUCACCAGCAGUUACCGAUUUCUACUGAAGCGCUUAAUAAACAAUUAAGAAGACUAAAUACAGAAGAAGCAGCCAUGAUUGCCAAUUUUGAAAUGACCGAUAAGAAAUGGAAAGCGGCCAGGAAUGCUCAAAGACGUAAAACGUAUACAGAAAAACAGUUUUGGGAAAAAGACAUUCAAUUUGGAGCAGUUUUACUAGUUUGUAAAUCUGUGGAUAAGCUUGAAUUCAACGAUUUAACAGUGUAAAAUAAAAAAGAAAAAAAAAAAAAAGAAAAAAGGGUCUUUGUCCUUUUGGGAUGA